AAAUUUCACCCAUAAUUGUGUUGGAACUUUAAUUAAACAAAAAUAAAACCUUUUCAAUUAUAACUUCAUUAAACCUAACAAACUAUGACUUCAAAUACUGGUAACGAGUUUUUGCGACAAAUAUUUGAUAUCAUAUUAAAUGAGGAGAAGAUUGUCGGCAAUGAAAACUUUAUUAAAGAUAAUCACAAAAAUAUUGUCGACUUUAAACAUCCAAAGGAACUGGAGAAUAUUCUUGAGCUGACUAUUGGCGAUAAUAGUGAGUCCGACGGCCGACUGAUCGACAUUUGCCGCAAAGUUAUCCGACACAGCAUUAAGACAUGUCAUCCCAACUUUUACAAUCAACUCUAUGGCGGCGCCGAACAGUACGCACUGUCCGGCGCUUUCAUUACCGAUGCUCUCAAUACCAGCGCUGCCACAUAUGAGAUAUCGCCAGUAUUUUCGGUAAUUGAAAAGUAUUUAAUCAAAUAUUUGGGACAAUUGGUUGGCUAUGAUUACGAAUCUAUUGACGGUAUGUUUGCACCGGGAGGUUCCAGUGCCAACAUGUACGCUAUGGUAUUGGCCCGACAACACGCUUUUCCCGACAGUAAACGCCACGGAGUGAGAGAAUUGGGACAACUGGUGAUGUUUGCAUCGGAAGAGUCUCAUUACUCGUUUGUCAAGAGUGCCAUUUGGUUGGGUUUGGGAACCGAUAGUGUGAUCAAAGUCAAGGCCGACCUAAGCGGACAUAUGCGAGCAGCUGACUUAAGGGACAGUAUAAAGUCGGCAAAAAUCGACGGCAAAGUACCGUUUAUGGUGGCGGCCACUGCCGGUACAACAGUGUUGGGUGCUUUUGAUCCAUUGGGCGAGUUGGCCGACGUUUGCCGCGAGUUUGGCGAUCUCUGGUUUCAUGUGGACGCAGCUCUGGGCGGCGGUUGGCUGUUCUCGCCCACUCACGGACCGCGUUUGUUGGCCGACAUUGAAAGGGCCAAUUCGGUAACCUGGGAUCUCCAUAAGUUGACCUGUACGCCGCAACAGUGCAACGUUAUUUUGACCAGACAUCCGACCAUACUGUACGAGACCAACUCAUUACGGGCCGAAUAUCUGUUUCAAAGCGACAAAUACUAUGACGACAGCUACGACUCGGGCGACAAAAGUAUACAAUGCGGCCGCAAAUCGGAUACAUUGAAACUGUGGUUACAGCUCAAGGCGUACGGCGGCCACGGAAUGGCCGCACUGAUCGAUAAUGUCUACGAUAUGGCUAUAUAUAUUACCGAAAAACUAAGACAACGGCCUGGUUUUCGGCUAGUAAUGGACAAGUUUGAGUCCAAUCUCGUAUCGUUCUGGUAUAUACCACCAUUGAUGCGGUCGUCCAUCAAUGGCCAGGAACUGCCGCCGCCCGACAAGUUGUCCAAAGUGGCGCCGCUAAUCAAACGCCGUAUGAUGGACUGCGGUUCGUUGAUGAUCGGCUAUCAACCGUUGACUACCAAACAGUUGCCAAAUUUUUUCCGCCUAAGUUUGACCUGUUUGCCGAAACGUACCGUUCAGGACAUGGAUUUUAUUUUAGAUGAAAUCGAAAGACUUGCCGAAGAUAUUAAUUUUUGA
Oppia nitens is the source of this 1581-nucleotide messenger RNA. RefSeq names its product cysteine sulfinic acid decarboxylase-like. The record is from RefSeq and is a predicted model, not a curated record. Gene Ontology annotation, biological process: carboxylic acid metabolic process. Gene Ontology annotation, cellular component: cytoplasm. The transcript is spliced from 7 exons. Bases 85 to 1581 code for a protein of 498 amino acids. Lineage: Eukaryota; Metazoa; Arthropoda; Arachnida; Sarcoptiformes; Oppiidae. Gene Ontology annotation, molecular function: carboxy-lyase activity; pyridoxal phosphate binding.